GAUAUAAGGCGAGCUCGGGGGACUGCCCAGUGCUCUGGGUGUCCGGCACUGCCGUCCCUCUCACGCCACUGAGAACUGGCUCUUUCCAAAUGUGUGUUUUUUGAAGAAACCUUAGAACUACGUUUAUUUUUCAAAACUACCUGGAAUAAACAGCAAGAUUCCUGCUCACGGCCUCCCUGGAGCUCUCUCUCGGUCGUACAACCAUGGCAUCAGUACCUUCCAUAGGGUGCCUUCUGGCCAGAAAUCAGUAUUAUCGAAAGUCCAGUAUCUCUUCCGUUAGUUCUUUAACGGGCUCCGAUUCCGCUAAUUUUAUCGAGGAUGACAAGUCCCAUCCAGGGUUACCUGAAGUGGCAGAAUCUACCUGGUGGUUUAAAUCCUUUUUCCAUUCUGAACCGGUCCUUUCAGAUGUGAGAAUAAAAGAUCUGCCUCCUAGUGGUGACUGUCUCAUCCAGGUCGCAUAGUUAACUCCGACCACGGGCGGGCUCUACCUGCUGCCGAGGUGCUCUGCAGGAGCCCCGUCCUUCAGCACCGCUAUCGAGGGUCUUCCAUGUACCGUCUGCCUGACCUCUCAUCUCCGAGGCGGAUCUCAGCAGCCACUACAGCCAGGUUGAGGCACUUCCUCCACGAUAAGGCUCACUUCAAGUCACAGCUAUACGGAGAACACCUGAAAACAUGCUUUCAGAAACAUGUAAAAGGGCACUUUACUCCUCACUUUAAAGUAAUAAAAGGGCACAUGUUGAAAGUGAAACCAAUCCUUUCACUAGCUAUACUAGUUUAUCAAACAAUUUGUUCGACUUUUUCUAUGUCUUUUGAGUGAUUUAUUAUGCUGUAAACUGAAGCAUAGCUGUGUCACAUAAUUGCCUAAAGGACACUGGAUAAAGAACUAAAAGUCCCAAAAUUUACAUUUAUUUAUAAAAGCUGAACAUAGUGACUAUACCCUUAAAUAUGUUAUGUAUUAAAUGCAGUACCACACAGCUAACCAGUUAGUUAUUGUAUAGACUUUAACAUUUAUUAUUUUAAAUAAUAUUUAACAAUGUGGAAAAUGAUGAUACGACAUGAGUGAAAGAAGCAGGAUUAUUUAUGAUGUAAUUUUAGUGAUAUUAAAAAAUUAUGUAUACAGAUGAAGAGAUUAGAAGACACUAUAUCAAGGUGUUAGCCGUAGCUGUGUCUCGGGAGGGAUCAGGGGUGAUUUUAAUUUUCUUUGUUACAUCUUUUCUGUAUUUCACAUUUUCUAACAUGACAAGCUUUUGUGUAUAAGUAGGAAAUAAUAAAUGUCGAUUUAAAAAGGAAUACUGGAA
This is a messenger RNA of Tupaia belangeri chinensis (Chinese tree shrew), 1298 nucleotides long. It is a transcript of the gene PPDPFL, whose product is annotated as pancreatic progenitor cell differentiation and proliferation factor like. Lineage: Eukaryota; Metazoa; Chordata; Mammalia; Scandentia; Tupaiidae. The record is from RefSeq and is a predicted model, not a curated record. Bases 204 to 461 code for a protein of 85 amino acids. Gene Ontology annotation, biological process: cell differentiation; multicellular organism development. The transcript has 5 exons.